AUGGAUGCCGAGAAGGGCAGGUGGUUUCAAGAUGUCGGACGUGAUAAAGCGGCUAACAAACCAUUAUUAAGAAUUAUAUUUCAGACCCCUCUCGUAUUGCUUUCGGCUAGCCUAUUGGAAGACACUUUGGAGAUCUGGAAUAAUAUUCCCAAGCCAAAAGAUAAACAGCACGCUUCAUUUCACGAUUACUUCGUUCUUGAUGUGGUGGGGUUAUCUCACUAUCAGCAUGCCAAAGAUAAAUUCAUAGAAGAUGUGAACGAAUUAAGGAAACGAUUCUCUUCUCCGUCCGAGGCAUCCUUACAGACUAAGCCUUUAGUUCCCGCCGUCGACUUUGUUAGGAGCACAUCCGAGAUAUGGGAUAGAGUUGUUAAUGAUAAAGCUCUCGACAUUCCUUCUCACAAGGUGAUGAUUGCUAAAGUUAGAUGUGAACAAAUUGACAAUGAUAAAUUUGAUGGGUUCAUUGUUAAUGAGGAAUGGUCUCAACUGAAAGUAGCCGUUAAUAAUCCUCCAGUGUCGUGUUUUGGAAUAAAAGUUACUUCAAUGGUUGACAAAUGUUUAGCCGAAUACGAGGAAGAAGCCGAAUUUUAUGAUGAAGUUGUUAAGGCGGAUCAUAGAGAAAAACUAAAACAACGUUUGUUGCAAGAAAUCAAACCGAUACUUGGGUCUUUAAUGGACAACAUAUCUUCCCAAGCUCUAGAAGCCUUCAAAUUUAAUCUAGACCAAGAUUUGAAUGGAGGGAAAAUUUUCCGUGAGGCUGCAGAUUGGUCUAAGUUGCUGGUGAAAUUUGAUUCUGAUUACAAAGAUUCAAAGAUUGAACAAUCCGAAUGGACAUCUACGAAAGUAAGAGAUAAGUUGGUGUCUCAAAUAAAUAGUCACGUGGAUUCCAUUAGGUCAAUGAAAAAAAAUGAGCUGACAAAUCAUGUUAAGUUGAAAAUAGAAAGUGGGUUGACUGAAUCUAUGGGAGCUAUUCUGAACAAACCUGGAAAUAGUAUGUGGGUCAAUCUUAGAGAACUCUUUCGACGCGAGACAGACUCAGCUUGCUCUGAGUUUAGGGUUGGCCUAGAGAAGUUGGGCACAAAUGACACUGCUAAGGUAGAAGCAGAUGAAAUGCUCAAGGACUAUGGAAGAGAUAUAAUCGAGAAAAGUGUGAGAAAAGAAACUUAUAAAAUUUUACAGCUCUUGCAAGACAAGUUUUGUUAUAUCCUCUUGAAUGAACCAGACUCUAGUAUCCCACGAUCUUGGAAAGGAAGUGACAAAAUCCAGGUCAUUGUUAAGACGGCUCGAGUUGAGUGUGUAAAUAUUAUGGCUGUUAUGGCUAUAAUGCGUAUGGACAUUAAUAAAGAAAGUGACGACAUACAACAAAUUCUCCAUAAUGCUUUACUAGAAGGAGGUGGAGAGGGUAGUCUAUCAUCUAAUAAUUGGAAUGGGGUGGAAGCAUCGAAGACCUUGAUGAGCCCAGCUGCUUGUGCAACUAUUUGGGAUCAAUUUCUAAAAUCCUCAGGCAUUAUCAUUACUACUGUCAAUCAAACUAUUCAAGCAAGGAAUGAUGCUGAUAAAGUUGCUGCAGUUAAUAAUCAGGGUUUACAAGAUAAUAGCAAUGUGACGGUUGAAGAAUCUGUAGCCAUGUUCUUACUUGUACUAGGACAUGGAGUAAAACUUCGGGUACUUGGAGGUAUCUAUAUUCGUUCAUUAGAGACAAUUAGUAGGCGCUUUCAUGAAGUACUACGCUUGGUUCUCAGUUUAAGUAAGGAUUUUAUAAGAUUACCUAAUCAAGUUGAGAAUGUUGAUGAGAAUGAUCAUAAAUGGAGAUGGUUCAAGGAUUGCCUUGGAGCUUUGGAUGGAACACAUGUUGAGAUGAUUAUUCCACUUAAGGAUCAAGGUAGAUAUCGAAAUAGGAAACAACAGAUAACAACUAAUGUUUUGGGAGUAUGUGAUAGAAAGAGUUUGAAAUUUCUUUAUGUUCUUCCUGGAUGGGAAGGUUCAUCAUCAGAUUCAAAAGUUUUACGAAGUGCAUUAGUGAGAGAAAGGGAUCCAUUUCUUGUGCCGACUGGUAUUGUUCAUAUUAUUAAUGCUUGUUGUGUUCUUCAUAACUACAUUCGUAAAAUUGCAAGUGAAUUGGAUUAUCCAUUGUUACAUGAGGUUGAUUGUGAUUUGGCACAACAAUCAAAUGAAGUAUUUGAUGUGGACUAUGAAGAUGUCAUAACAAAUGUACAAGGUGGUAGUCAAUGGACAAAUUUUAGGGAUGAUAUGGCAAGGGAGAUGUAUAGUCAAUAUCAAGUUAGGAGUGGUAGAACUUAA
Impatiens glandulifera is the source of this 2298-nucleotide messenger RNA. RefSeq names its product protein ROOT HAIR DEFECTIVE 3 homolog 1-like. The coding region runs from base 1 to 2298 and encodes 765 amino acids. Lineage: Eukaryota; Viridiplantae; Streptophyta; Magnoliopsida; Ericales; Balsaminaceae. Gene Ontology annotation, cellular component: endoplasmic reticulum. The transcript has 18 exons. The record is from RefSeq and is a predicted model, not a curated record. Gene Ontology annotation, biological process: endoplasmic reticulum membrane fusion. Gene Ontology annotation, molecular function: GTPase activity.